GAUCCGAUCAUGCUUUAGUAAGGAUAGUUGUGAAAGAGGAGCCUGGUUAUGUAGUAAAACGUCCGUCCGGUUUGAUGUUUUUUUGUCUUUUCUAACUAAUGCAAAUAUCCCCGAAUCUGUAAACUGCUAAAGUAAAUUCAAAGGAAGUCUAUAGCUUGUUUCAGCUGAAAGAAAUGAACUCGGUCCGACAGGAAGGUAAAGACAAAAUCAUAUUUGUCACCAAAGAGGAUCAUGAAACACCGAGCAGUGCAGAGCUCGUGGAAGAAGACCCGAAUGAUCCGUAUGAGGAGCAAGGUCUGAUUCUCCCAAGUGGAGAGAUAAACUGGAACUGUCCCUGCCUGGGUGGGAUGGCCAGUGGUCCCUGUGGGACUGAAUUUAAGGAAGCCUUCUCCUGCUUUCAUUAUAGUAAGGAGGAGGUGAAAGGCUCUGACUGCCUGGAGCAGUUCAGGACCAUGCAGGAGUGUUUGCAGCGCUACCCAGAGCUUUACCCAAAGGAGGAUGAUGCACCAUCCAGCCAGACGUCUGAGGAAUCGGCGUCUGCAGCGCCGUCGGACCCAGCGGCUGGCUCCGAGAAGGACUCUGAUUCCACACAUCCAAACACAGAGAGCUCAGCAGAGAGCUAAUAGUCAGGCUUACUGUGGAGCUUCAGAGCUCGUUUAACAUUCAGACGAUUUUUCCCAUCAAUGUUCAUUAGUUCAUCAGAAUUAAACUAUAUAUACACCCCUCUGGAAUUUAAAAGGGCUUUCUUUGUUGUUGGAAUAGUGCACAGUUUCAAAGUUGUUAAACUGUCUUUGUAUCAGACAAACUACUCAUUCAACUGUUGCAUUGGAUGUGAUGAAAUAAGCUCUUAAUGUUUUAAUGGAAAACCAGUGAUGGUUCUCAUCAGUUCAACAAUCAUUUCUUUAUAGUGAUUUAUCUACAUCACUGAGGGCAGUUUCCAUUCCGUUGUAGGUUUAUCAGAACAACCUGAUGUUUGGACUCCCAUUGGUUCUUUAAUGGGCCCCUUAGGUCUGAUGAGUUAAACAUCGACAGUGAUUAUCUUUAGUCAGGACCUUUAGUUGGGACCAAGCUUAUAUUCAUUUUGGUUUACUUUUCUGUCCACUCUAAUUUCCACAUCAUAGAACAUUUCAGCAACACCUGGAUUUGUUCCCUCCUUGUUAUCAUUAUUAGUACUGCGUUACAUACAAAGCUCAGAGCGUAUUUUAAUAUUUUCCCAAACUGUGGCUGAAAUCUCAGAGAAAUGAAGAGUCAAUGAGAAUACUUGGGUCACUUUUCCACUGUGAGCUCUUCAGUGUUGUUUUCACUGUUACCUCUCAGGCUGCACUUAUUUUUCUUUAAUUUAUAACCAGAGUUGAAAUAUUUACCUCAUCUGAACCAAACGCAACUUUGUGUGUGCAGCAAAAGAACAAUUGCAGUUUUGUAAUAAAAGCUAUUGGA
Messenger RNA from Cyprinodon variegatus (sheepshead minnow), 1437 nucleotides. RefSeq names its product mitochondrial intermembrane space import and assembly protein 40-A-like (gene chchd4b). The transcript is spliced from 3 exons. NCBI's taxonomy places the organism in Eukaryota, Metazoa, Chordata, Actinopteri, Cyprinodontiformes, Cyprinodontidae. Bases 174 to 623 code for a protein of 149 amino acids. The record is from RefSeq and is a predicted model, not a curated record. Gene Ontology annotation, biological process: protein import into mitochondrial intermembrane space. Gene Ontology annotation, molecular function: protein-disulfide reductase activity. Gene Ontology annotation, cellular component: mitochondrial intermembrane space.